GAGCAGCAGCAGGACACAGGCUGCUUCCACAGCGUGGGACGGCUCUUCAACAACGCCCUGCAGGGUGGUGUCUCGGAUGAGCUCUCGCUGUCAGCUUAUGUCACGGCUGUGAUGCUGGAGCUGGGGCUGUCCCCAAUGGUGAAGAUAGAACCACAGACUGAAGGGCAGCUCUUCUGGCACAGGAAAGGGAAGGCUCCGUCCCCAUCACAGCUCUCCUGGGCUGCUGCUGCACCAGCAGAGGUGGAGAUGACAGCCUAUGUCCUCCUGGCCUACCUCUCCCAGUCCCAAGUGUCCUCUGCCGACCUGGGCACCGCUUCCCAAAUCGUCCGCUGGCUCAGCAAGCAGCAAAACCCCUACGGAGGCUUUGCCUCCACGCAGGACACUGUGGUGGCCCUGCAAGCCCUGGCCAAGUAUGCUGCCCUGCCCAGGCGGCGGCUGGUGCUGCAGCAGGCGGCUCUCAAGCUGCCGGGGCCAUACAUGGUGCAAGCCCACGGGCAGGGCUGUGCCCUCGUGCAGCUGAACCUGUGCUAUAACGUGCCACCAUCUCCAAGCAUGGGGAUGUUCAACCUCCACGUCGGGACGGAGCCCAAGGAGUGCACUGGGGACACCAACACCCACUUCCAACUCGUCCUCUGGGCACGGUACACUGGGGACCGUGCUGCCACCAACAUGGUUGUCAUUGAGGCCAAGUUGCCAUCUGGCUACAGCCCAGACAAGAGCUCCAUGGUGGAGCUGAAGAGGCAGAAGCUGGUGAAGAAGGUGGAGGUGAAGCCCGACCAGGUGAUCAUUUACCUGGAGCAGCUGACAAAGGAUGAGGAAACCUUCACCUUCACCGCUACACAGGACUUCCCAGUGAGGAACCUCCAGCCAGCCACUGUGGUGCUGUACGACUACUAUGAGACGGGUGAUCGCAGGGAUGCUGCCUACAGUGCACCCUGCAGCUCAGAGACUGAUGGUCAGGAGCAGGAAAACUUCUAG
Molecule: messenger RNA, 978 nt
Organism: Nestor notabilis (Kea)
Lineage: Eukaryota; Metazoa; Chordata; Aves; Psittaciformes; Psittacidae
Product: pregnancy zone protein-like
Exons: 11
Cellular component (GO): extracellular region
Source: RefSeq, a predicted model, not a curated record